Molecule: messenger RNA, 2825 nt
Organism: Ixodes scapularis (black-legged tick)
Lineage: Eukaryota; Metazoa; Arthropoda; Arachnida; Ixodida; Ixodidae
Product: trifunctional enzyme subunit alpha, mitochondrial
Exons: 17
Coding region: 291-2579 (762 amino acids)
Biological process (GO): fatty acid beta-oxidation
Cellular component (GO): mitochondrion; mitochondrial fatty acid beta-oxidation multienzyme complex
Molecular function (GO): NAD+ binding; enoyl-CoA hydratase activity; long-chain (3S)-3-hydroxyacyl-CoA dehydrogenase (NAD+) activity
Source: RefSeq, a predicted model, not a curated record
GGCCGAAGUAAUUGAAAGGAGGAUGCGAUAGGUGACCCAAAAACGGAAGGCCGAGCCCAACCCAAACCUUACCAGACGUAACGACAAUGCUCAAACUGUUUCAACAAUAACUAAAUUUUAAAAUAAUUUACCUAUGUACUUUUAAGUACAAACUAUUUAGGCCUGUUGCCUUCAAAUCAGGAAAAGUGUAACGGCGUGAACAUGCAUUGCAUCGGGUUUUAGCACACGUUUGCCGGCCUUCGCUCCGUUUGAUCCGCGAUUGCCUGAGAAACGUCGGCGAGGAAGUAAUCAUGGCUUGUCGGGUGCUGGGAGUUUUCCGUAAUUUUCCUCAUCGGUUAUCGGCCUUGGGGACGACGCCGGUUAGGGAUUUUUCACUAACCACCAUGAACAGUUUAAAGCAUAUAACGUACACUGUCAAGGAUGGUGUGGCGGUGGUUCGCAUCAACUCGCCGGACUCAAGGGUGAAUUCACUGAAUGCCGAAGUGAUGGAGGACAUGGAUGCUGUCCUGAAGGACUUUGAAAACAACCAUAGCGUCACAAGUGCAGUGCUUAUUUCUUCAAAGCCUGGUUGCUUCAUCGCCGGAGCGGACAUUACAAUGCUGGACAAGGUGACGUCCGUUUCCCACGCAUCCGAACUCUCGCACGAGGGACAGAAGAUGGUGCAGAAGCUGGCGGAUAGCCCCAAGCCCAUCGUGGCGGCCAUUAUGGGGUCCUGCCUAGGUGGAGGUCUUGAGGUGGCCAUGGCCUGUCACUACAGGAUAGCCGUCAAGGAGCGCAAGACCGUCCUCGGUCUCCCGGAGGUCAUGCUCGGCAUACUCCCCGGUGCCGGCGGAACCCAGCGCCUUCCCAAGCUCAUCCAACUUCCGACUGCGCUCGACAUGAUGCUGACUGGACGGAAUAUUCGCGCCGAUCAAGCCAAGAAGAUGGGUCUUGUGGAUCAGACCGUGGAACUGCUUGGCCCAGGACUGAAACCAAUGGAAGACCGGAUGAUCGAAUACCUCGAAGAAGUUGCAGUCGAAGCUGCUAAGGGCCUUGCAUCGAACACCCUCACACCAAAUCGAACAAGGCCACUGAUGGAGCGGCUGAUGAACAAGGCACUCUCGUACGAAUAUGCCAGGAACUAUGUGUUCGAGAAGGCAAAAGGACAGGUCAUGAAAAUGACCCAGGGACUAUACCCAGCACCCCUCAAGAUCCUCGAGGUUGUGAGGACCGGCAUCGAGAAGGGCCCCCAGGCCGGCUACAAGGCCGAGCACGAAGGUUUCGGAGAGCUCGUGAUGACUCCUCAGAGCAAGGCCCUCAUCGGGCUGUACUUUGGACAAGUCACGUGCAAGAAGAAUCGGUUUGGAGAGCCCAAGAACAAAGUCAAGACAGUGGGAGUCCUUGGGGCUGGCCUGAUGGGUGCUGGCAUUGCCCACGUCUCAGUGGACAAGGGCUACAAUGUCCUUCUCAAGGACACGAACCAGAAAGGUCUUGGUCGCGGGGAGCAGCAAAUCCAGAAGGGACUGAGCGACGCAGUCAAGAAGAAGCGCUUGUCAGCGAUCGAGAAAGACCGCUUCAUGUCUGCCUUGGAGCCGACGCUGAAGUAUGACCGCUUCAGCCAGGCGGACAUCGUCAUUGAGGCCGUCUUCGAAGACAUCGGCAUCAAGCACGCCGUGCUCAAGGAGGUGGAGCAGCACAUUCCACCGCACUGCGUCUUUGCGUCCAACACGUCUGCCCUCCCCAUUGCCAAGAUCGCCGAGGCGAGCAAAAGGCCCGAGAAGGUGGUGGGUAUGCACUACUUCUCGCCGGUGGACAAGAUGCAGCUGCUGGAGGUGAUCACGACGGACAAGACGUCCCAGGACACGGCGGCCACGGCCGUGGAAGUGGGCCUGAAGCAGGGCAAGGUGGUGAUCACCGUCAAGGAUGCACCGGGCUUCUACACCACCCGCAUCCUGUCGGCCAUGAUGGCCGAGGCCCUCAGGGUACUACAGGAAGGCACCACCGUCAAGGAACUAGACUCCCUGACCAAGAAGUUUGGCUUCCCCGUGGGUGCCGCGACGCUCAUGGACGAAGUCGGCAUCGACGUGGCGUCGCACAUCGCCGCGUUCCUCAACAAGGAAUUCGGCGCCAGAUUCCAGGGCGGCAAUCCCGCCAUUCUGCACGACCUGGUGGCUGCUGGAUUCCACGGCCGCAAGUCCGGCAAGGGCUGCUAUUUGUACACCCCCGGGGUAAAAGACCGUCCGACCAACACCGAGGCCGAGAACCUGCUCAAGAAGUACAGGACGCCAAAGAAGUUGGAGAACACUGUGGAGGAGCUGCAGAUGCGGCUAGCGGGCCGCUUUGUGAACGAGGCCAUUCUCUGCCUACAGGAAGGCGUCCUGGCCAACCCCGUCGAGGGGGACAUUGGCGCCGUGUUUGGUUUGGGAUUUCCGCCGUUCUUGGGCGGCCCUUUCCACUACGUCGACACCUACGGAGCAGACCGGCUGGUCCAAUGGCUGGACAAGUUUGCCCAGGCAUACGGGCCGGAGUUCGAGCCCUGCCAGCUGCUGAGGGACCACGCAAACGACACCGCCAAGAAAUUCCACGCCAGGAAUAAGUAGUUUUCCCGCCUGCACUGCCUGUCCACAUUGUUUUUGUUGGGGGGCUUUUGCUAGUUGUUUAGUUGGUUUUUGGAUUUAACUGUAAAUAGUCACAAUCGUCUCUUCUAUUCGACCAAUGCUGCACGCCGUCUGCCGCGGGGAACAGUAUUUUUGACGGGGGAGGGGAAGGGAGGCGAGGGGGGGUGGGGGUGAAUCGGCGUUUUUUUUUACAGUCGAUAGUCAAUAAAGCUGACGGCUCUCCUUUGA